Betta splendens (Siamese fighting fish) is the source of this 2563-nucleotide messenger RNA. RefSeq names its product ATPase Na+/K+ transporting subunit beta 2a (gene atp1b2a). The transcript is spliced from 9 exons. Gene Ontology annotation, molecular function: ATPase activator activity. Lineage: Eukaryota; Metazoa; Chordata; Actinopteri; Anabantiformes; Osphronemidae. Bases 384 to 1277 code for a protein of 297 amino acids. Gene Ontology annotation, cellular component: sodium:potassium-exchanging ATPase complex. The record is from RefSeq and is a predicted model, not a curated record. Gene Ontology annotation, biological process: potassium ion import across plasma membrane; sodium ion export across plasma membrane; intracellular sodium ion homeostasis.
CAUCCUCAUUGUAAAGACAUUAUGUCUAACCCGAUCAUAAAAACUGAACAGAACCUCAGACCUUUUCAUCUCUGCGUGAGAAUACGAAAUGUCCUCACAAAUCAGGACCCGACAGACAGACGCACACACACACACUGGAGCUAGCCGGACUGUUCUGUGAUUGGUGGGUUUGUUGGUGACGUCGUACGUCAUGUCCGUGCUCUGUGUCCGUCUGUCUCGCUCUUUCUCUGAGAUCUGAUCAGCAAAAAGCGGAUCGAUAAACAGAUUUGGAGUUCGGCCAUCGAAGCUCGUGCCGUUGUAGCAGGAACGUCGCGCUCUAUCUAAACUCACACACCGACUCCAUCUUCAUCUUUUUCAUCCUCGCCACCGCCACCACCACCACCAUGUCCGGGACCAAAGAGGAGGACCGCAAGAGCUCGAGUGAGUGGCGGGAUUUCUUCUGGAACCCGCGAACGCACGAGCUGCUGGGCCGAACCGCCACAAGCUGGGGUCUGAUCCUGCUCUUCUACCUUGUAUUCUACCUGUUCCUGGCUGGGAUGUUUGCUCUCACUAUGUACAUCCUGCUGCUGACACUGGACGACUACAAGCCCACCUGGCAGGACCAACUGGCCACCCCAGGGAUGAUGAUUCGUCCAAAGGGCGAUCAGCUGGAGAUUGUUUACUCUGUGUCAGACGCUCAGAGCUGGGACGGCUUCGUUCAGAACCUUAACAGCUUCCUGUCCCCUUAUAACGACAUCUACCAGGUUCAGACCAACGAUAACUGUCCUCCAGACCAGUACUUCAUCCAGGAGGACAGUGGAGAGGUGCGGAACAAUCCCAAGCGUUCCUGUCAGUUUAAUCGGACAAUGUUGGAGGAGUGUUCUGGGCUAUCUGACCAUUUUUAUGGUUAUAGUAGAGGUCAGCCCUGCAUCCUGAUCAAGAUGAACCGGGUGAUCGGGAUGUUACCAGGGAAGGACGGUCAGUCUCCUUAUGUCACCUGUGGAGCCAAGAGAUACAAAGUGGACAAAGAUGAAUGGCGGGAGGACAGCGAUAAGAUCGGACCUCUGGCCUAUUAUCCUCCCAACGGGACUUUCAACCUCAUGUACUACCCGUACUAUGGGAAGAAGGCUCAGGUGAACUACACUCAGCCUCUGGUGGCCGUGAGGUUCCUGAACGCGUCUCUAAACACGGACAUCAACAUUGAGUGUAAGAUCAACUCUAACACUCUGUCCACUGGCAGUGACAGAGACAAGUUUGCUGGACGCGUUGCCUUCAAACUACGGAUCAACGAGAAAUAGACACAACGCAUGCUGGUGAUGAUCAGAUUUGGAUAAAGUGGGUCCAGUCCAAACAUCCUUGUCCUUACAGCACCUGUGUCCAGCUUUUAGUUUGAUUUUAGUUUCACCUUUUUGGUUGUGUCAUGUUUUGUGUUUUAUUUUUUCUGUUUUUAACUUGAUCAUUGUCUUGAUGCCUCAGCUUUAAUCAAACACACUGACCCUGGAACGGACAGUGUGUUCCCCCUCUUUUAUCCUCUGAAAUCAGCACCUUCUGAUUUCAGAGGAUAAAAGAGGGGAACACAGAGCUGAUCGACCAUCAAUCUCUAUUUAUUCAAGUUAUUUAAUCAUUUAUAUAAUUAUUUAUUUAUAAUAACUAGUUUGUUUGGUUUCUGUAAACAUGACAUCAGGGACAAAUGUCUCUGAUUGGCUGUUCAAAAACCAGGUAAAAGGUUGAAACUAAUUUAUUGUUCAGUCCAGAAACAACGUAGCACAGAAAAAAGUGGAUCAGAACCUCCAGACCACACCAGACAGAAACCGAUACAAAAGUAAAACAUAGAACAACUGAGAGAUUCAGAACCAAUUUAGCGUUCAUAAACUGCAUCUGGUACACAGAGUUAUGGAAGAUGUGAUUUUGAAAUGGGUCAAUAAUGUUACUUGUUGACUGCUAAGAACUGUGUAAACACAACUGGUUCCAAAACAAGCACAGGAACUGGUGCACAUAAUAAAUGCUGUCACAAAUAGUGACCAGUUUAUCUGUUUAUAACUGAGAUCCAACAAGAGGGCAGGAACCCCUUUGAGACCAUCAGAGACAUCAGAUCCUAAACCCCUAAACCUAAACUAAUAGUCUGUUACCACAGAAGCAGCAGACUCUACAGCCAAUCAGAUGCCAGCUUCUAUAGUCAUGGUAACAGAGUUAUUAUCAUGUAGUCUGUAUUUUGUCUUUGUUGCGGCUGAUUAGCUUGUUAAUUAAAUAGAUGACCACUGGUGAUGAGUUUAUUAUUAGUUAGUGUUAGGUGAUGAAGGCCUGAGUGUUUUUUGUUUACAUUUACUAUCAUCAUUAUUAAAGACGUAACUAUGACAACCAUGAUACGUGACAUGCACAGACAUGUCUCCUCACCUGUCAGUCACUCUGUUGUGCCACGUGGAAACGCCCCUCCUUCACCGUUCCUUAAUAACCAGCUUAUCAGGUGGUCCCACGGUGUGAUGUCAUAGACUUUUACGUGUUUGUGAUUGGUUGACUCCUCCUGCCUGGAAAUUUUCUUGUAUGUAACAAAUGAUGAAAAAAUAAAGAAAUUGUACAUAAAUAA